AUGCUGAAAAUCGUUCUCGUGAUGAUGUUCGCGGCCUUCGCACCGACCACCGCGUUGCCGUUGAGGAACACCUUUUACGAAGAUGUCGACGAUUACAGUCGGGAUUUUAUCCCAAAGGAAAACGCCGAUUAUGACGAGUCUGCUUACGACGGAUAUCUGUUCCGCCGCGAUCCGAUCGAAAGAAACUCAGGUUUGAACUAGUUUCACUAGAUUAAUCCUUCAGAGUGCGCAUUUUGUAUUCACAUGCGAAUGUUUACUUGGUGUUUACAGAUCUCUUGGGGAAGUAUCCUAGCAUUCGAGAACGUCUGUAUGAUGAAUUCUAUAACCGCGAUCUACCGGGUAAGUGCUUUAGAACUCUCUCUCAGUGUCCGUAAGUGAGUAUAAAUACGCUCAAUUUCGUGACGGUAUAAUUCUCAAUUCUCAUCAAUAAAUUCGACUUUGUCAAAAAUCUGCGAAGGAUGAAAGCUGUUUUACACGCAACCUUCGAUUCUUUUUUUCAUCGAUGGCAAAUCUUCGUAUAUUUUACAUUUUCAGAACGGGAUUUUUCAGAUAUGUCUUCCAAUGGAUUUUUUUUAAUGAUAUUUAUAUUUAUUUUAGAGAUAACAAUUUAAAAGGAUCGAAAGCUUGCAUUUCAAAAAACCAAAUUGCAUAGAUAAUGUUAGAGACUUCAGAAUCCACGGGCGGAAAUUUCGCCGCAGGGGGAGCAGAGCACAGAAAUUUAAAAUUUCAUCGUUAGAAAGGUUUUAAAUCGAGAUAUGAAAAUAUUGGUACGUGUAACAUCAUAAUUCAAGCGAGUCAGACUACGGCGAAAUUUAAACAAGGAAUAAUUUGCGGUGAAUUUUCCUGGUAGUUAAACUAAUGAAUUUAAAAAACAGUUUGGCCAAUUCAAGAUCGCAACAUUAGUGCGACGAAAAUUAUGAUUGUUGCAAAAAAAAAAGUGCAGUUUAGGAGCCAAAACGAUUUAUCAUUUCUACAUCAGAAACAGGUUAUUAAUUUAAGCCUCCUUACUUCAAGGCAUUGAUCAUUUAAGGGCACGAAAUGCAUUGAACACGUAAAGGGAUCGAAAAUAAAGACAAAGUUUCUGUUUCUGUCUUUUUUUUUUUUGUGAGUUGCGAAAGGCUUCGGUAACUGACUUAAAUUCUUACCUAAAUAAAUAUUAAGCGAUAAACGUUGAAUUUCAUGUAAGUUACCGACGUGGUAAUUGUUUUUGUUACAUCUAUUACCGCAAAGAAAACUUGAAUGUAUGAAAUUUAGUUUUUCAAAGCAGUUAUUUAGAAAGUGAGGAUUGCCUCACUUAGUUAUAUAAUGUUCCAUAGCAGGUUGAUUAUUAGUGGACAGAUAAAGUGUCAGCCAAAGUGAAAAGACGGGAUAGAAACGAACGAAAUGGAGUUUUGACAAGAAAUAGCGUUCAAUUUCGAAGCGAUUCUACCUGAGUAAACAUGCAGAUUACGAACCGGUUUUGUCGAAACGAUCUGUUUCGACAGCAAAGCUCAUUUAAUGAGAAACAGAAACUUUCUUGUUUUUGUUCUUUUGAUAAAUAUCCGUCAUACGGUUGCUGAACCUUGCAACCAGUAUUGAGAGACAGGAAAGCCGCAGGUAAAAUCUAAAUAAAUACGCUUUUCUCCCUCGCUCGCAUAGCUACAGGCAAAGAUCCGCCCUCAUAAUCCCACGCAAACUUUCAGUGCCUCACAUUAAACAGAAAACGUCUUGACAACAGGUCGAAUGCAAUUGGCUACAAUCAAAGAUCGUCAUCGUUUCGAAUACUGGUCGAGUUAGAAUAUUGUCUUUGAACUCCCUCAGGGAGAAACUGACAAAUUUUGUCAUGAUCGUAAUCGCUAACCCUAAACAAUAUAUCUGCCUAAAGAUUAAUGGUCUCUAAACUUAUGGCUCCAGGUUUGAAUACCAUUUUCUAGUACAACUUGACGUUAAAUAAGCGCACUGACGCAGUUUGGGCAUUCUAGUCCAAUAUUACUUGCCAUAAGGAGCGGGAAGGAAGGAAAAAGCAACAUGUGACUUUAUUUCUGUGAUAUAUUUGGAGAGGUAUUCAUCAAAUCAUCGAACCACAACAAAUUCCUUAGCGCUUAACUUUCUUCACAGCACGUAAAGUCAGUUUUAUCAACCAGCUUCGAUCACCAUGUUUUCGAUGAGUACUACGGAUUAAAUAUAACAAAACUUCGCUGUCUCCAUCUCAGUGAACUGGAACCUCCGCUUAAUCGAAACUAAACCGAGCCCUUUUUUUUUUUUGAAGUAUGACUAGCAGUCUUUAAACAUCAGCUGGUAUUGCCAACAGUUUCUUGUUACCUUCACAAGUCGCCCUCAACAGGGCUCUCAUGAAUAUUUACCAAGCGUUGGAAUCGGAAAUUUUAAAAUCUGCUUUCUAUCUAGGAAAAGUUAGAGAACCUUGCCAUUCGUUAAGCUUGAAUAACCAUAGGCAUAUUUUUCGACAUGGAAUAACCCAAUAUCACCAUUUGAUAGCCAUUUUCCUUGUCUUCUCCUGCAUUAAAGUUGAUUAAACAAUUUUUAACGCUAGACAAAAAAUUUGGAGAUUAUUGCAAGCGAUGCCAUAAAGUGCUGUUUAAAAUGUUUAUGAUUAAUGAACUUUAAAAGAUUUUCAACGCAAUUGCCUCUUAUUGGACAAAAUUUACAUAACAGGCGGAAGACCGCUUUGACGAACAAGUAAUUUAGAUGCUGUUGAAGAAAGCCUUUUGUUUCCUUUCCAGGCGUGCAAUAUUCAUAAAACCAAGGGGUGUAGACAUAACCGCGACCGCACGGUAAUCCACUUCUACUAAUUCGGAUAUUUUAUAGAACUUGUUCAGUAAAGGAUGUUUGAUUUCCAAUUUUGAAACUGAUAACUGACUCUUGGACAUAAGUCGCAAAAUUUCUCGUCCAGACAAAAGCUAGAAUAUUGAUCAAAACAUUGCCAGAAUAACAGUUGUAUGGCAAUUAACGUGAGUGUUUCAGAAUAUUUGUCAGCCUUGGUUAACUGGGGAAAGUUUUCCGCUUAUUAAUCACCAUAUGACAAGCAAUAUUAAUAAACGCUUUUUCGUCAUCCAAGCAUAACCUUUAGAAAACAUCAAAGAAAAGCGAGCUCGAUUGUUUUUUUUCACGGAGAACGGAGAAGUACAACAGCUCCCCACGAGAGGCGAGCGAGCAAAUAUGGGAACAUUACACCCUGAGGGCGAGGCGCCAUUCUCAUCACACAAUUUCACUCAGGCUAUCCUUUAUUGCAAAUGGAAGACAAAAAUCCAAUUUCUUUCUUACGGAGAAAGACAAGUACAAUAGCUUUCUCCUUAGGAGGAUCCUUUCGACAUGAAAAUAUUCUACCCCGCAGAGCAAGACACAUCCAUCACGCUGUAAAUACAAUGCAUCCUUCUAUUCUACUGCGUGUGAAAUGUUGAGUACUUUCAAUUGAUUUAAUGAAAAAUGAAUUCAUCAUUUCUCUCAGUUUGACAGCAAUGGAUCAAAAUUAAUUUUCACUCUCUGACCCUUGAUUUUAGCGUUUACAAAAUUAUAUUCUAAGAGGUUUUAGAGGCGUAGCGCGCGAAAUCCUCCAUCAUAAGACUUAUUUCAGAGUUUAAGAACUCUUGGCCUUAGUUACGUGAAUAUAGCUCUCUACAACCAAGAGAUUUAAUGUCAGGAAAUAAAAAAGUCUCAAACAUCUCCGCUAAUACUUCAGACUGCUUAUUAACCCACGCCCUCUCUUUUAAUGAUUGAAACAAAACCGCGCAAAUCUUCUGUUCAAUUCGUUAACAUCAAAGCUUGCCACUCCUAUUUGUCGGUGAGUUCAAUCGUUCAUCUGAUAACUACUCGCUAGGACGGUUGCGUCAGUACCGCAAUGAUCACGGUUACCUUCUCAGUUGAUCCGUGAAGUAAAAAUUUAAAUCCCCAGGGGGAAAGUAUUCACAAGCACAACUUUAUUGACGUGGAGCGCGUUUUGAAUUUGGUUUUAAAAAACCAAAUUAAAGUAAUCACGAGAGCCAAUCAGAGAAAAGAAAAUUUCUCGACGAACCAAUGAGAACUAAAAACAAAACAAAACAACUCAGAAGCGUUGGAAAGCCCGAGUGACCGAGUCGCGAUUUGUUUUAGUUUGCAUCUGACUGGUUUAGAAGAGGACGCAAGCUGUAUGGAGCAAUCACAGGGCUUAGCAAUGGAAACCCCAAGCAAUCCCUAAACACACUCAAUUCAAAAUUUUUCAAACACCUUCUGCCACAAUUGAUGAAUUUACAGUUUGCUUUGCCUUUUUCUGUAGAAGACGACAAGAACAAGGCUGAGGAAGACGAGGGAGAGUAUGAGGAGGACGACAAUGACUACGAUCGUGAACUGAACGACGAUAGGUCUUUUCCAAAAUAUUCUAGAGAAGAAGAUGCCGAGGAGUCGCUUUAUCGUGAAGAGGAGCCGUUGAGGAGUGAUGACGAAGAGGAAUCUUACAGUGCGCCAGUAGAAGAUGACGAUAGUGAAGCGGAGUAUUUCGAGGAGGAUCCCAAUGACGUCGAGGCGGAAGAAACCGAAGAUGCUGAGGAUGAGGCCCUUCCGUCUGACGAUGAACCCGAAGAAGUAUCGAACGACUUUGCAGACGAUGCUUUGGAAACAGCCGAAGAGGAAGCUGAGGCCGCACAAGAUGAUGAGGCCCAUAGUGCACCAGUAGAGGAGGAUACAGCUCAGCAGGAUGAAGCAAAGGAAGAUUCUGUAAAAGACGAAGCAGAGAUGCCCACCAAUGAGGACGAAGCAGAGAUGCCCACCGAUGAGGACGAAGCAAAGGAGGAAGAUGAGCCUGAAAAGGAGGAGGAUGCUGAAGACACAUCAGAGGAGGAGGAUGAGGCCGCGGAAGUUAGCCAGAACGAAGAUGAAUCAGACGAGGAUAAAUAUGAUGAUGACGCCUUUGCAGAUGAUGAGAUAGAGGAAGUACCUCAAGAGGAAGAUGAGGCCAAGGAAGAAGAGGAGGCAGCGAAGGAAGAAGAUGAGGCAGAAGAGACAGGUCAUAACGACGAUGCAGGUGAGAAGGCAGAGGAUGAAGCCAAAGAGGAAGAGGAGGCCGAAGACGUGCCUCUGGAAGAAGAUGCAGCUGAGGAAGUACCUCAAGAAAUGGAUGAAAGUCAAGAGGAAGACUACGCCGAGAAAGAGGCAGAUGAACCAUCUGACGAUGAAGAUGAAGCCGAAGAGGCCGCUGAUCACCGUGUAAGUGCGUCUCGCUUCAGAGAUCUGCCUUCUGUGGAGAAAAUGGUCAUGGACACCAAGAAGUUGGGUAAGUUAUUCGGUUUACACAUCUCAUUUCCAGAAAAAAGUUUUCUGCAUUGAGAGAUGAAGCCACUACAUUAUAACACUAAGAGAUUUAGGACAAGUUUAGGUAUUGUGGCAUAAUUUGAAAACUUGAUAGCAAGCCGCACGAUAUUGAUCAAAGUUAAGAUCAAAGAUGAACUGCUGUUCUGCUAAACAACAAGGGGACGAUGAUUGCGGGUAUUUGGAUAUUUUCAAUCGUGUAACUGACCUGACAUUGGUUGCAUGGCAUUAAUAUGUUUUUGAUAUCUUAGAAAAUAAAGUUCAUUGUUUAACAAAGCAGAGAAUGAGUGACUAAUAAUUAUCAAAUAGAUAUCAUGUUGGGGUGCGUCUGUUCAGUAAUAGAUCACAGAUAAUGUCAAAAAAAAAAAACAAAAACAAAAAAUCAUCACAGCCGAGUAUGGCUCUAAUGUUCUGGCCACAUUUUGACGUCAACUGUCAUUAAUUACUGUACAGACCCAUGGCAACAUGAAAUCUACUUGUGUUUAAAGGUUAAAAGCAAAGGGUUGUUAAUAGUGACGUCCUCGAUGCGUUUCCCUCCAAGAACCAAUCGAGAUGCCUGUAUAAUUCAGCCUUUCAUAUCAUUCCGCGAAACUUUUCUCCAAACCAAAAUGAAGAAAGGCAGGAAAUCAGAACUAACCGUAAGCAAACCAGAAUUAAAAAUUAAAUGACACCAAAGAUACACCAAAAUGAAAAUGUCAACUGGCAAACUAAGUAGGGGGAGGGAAGGGUUGGUUAAGUGUAUUAUUAUCCAAGAGGCUUACCAUAGAUUCUGAUAGCAACCCCACAUCUUUUUUUUAACCUUGAGAAUGAAUGAAAUCUGAAAUUAAAUUCAUGCUGUUGUUUGAUGAGUUUUUUUCGAUUAUUCUUCACAGAAAGGGAACUGGCGUAUUUUAAGAAGAAUGGAUUUCUGGACGAAGAGGAUGCUUAUGAGCUUGACCAGUAAACCUGAUGAGUUUAAAGCAUAUCUUUCUUAAUUUUUUUUUAAUCACAAUCAUUUUACAAAAAGAUAGCAAACCUUUUUUUCAAGUUAAACUUGCAUGUGCAGUAUGUUGUAUAAUCGGUAUUAUAUUCAAAAUAAGCUUGUAAAAAAAUUUUAUUUUUAUUAAUUAGAAAGCCUUUGUUUCCAUUUUCCAUUGUUUCUAAGCAUUUUUUGAAAUUUCCUUUUGAACGCCAAGUGUAUUGUCAAAAUUUUGUUUCUAAUCCGAUGCACAAUAAAGUAUUCAAUCAUUUGUUAUUUGCUUUUCGUGUUACAUGCUUUUCAUUUAGCUACAUGCUUUUCAUUUAGCUACAUACUUUUUGUGUUGCAUGUUUCGCUUCCAAAAUUAACGCGUGAUACAAGGGGGGACCUGGGAAUUUUGAAUCGCCGUUUAGGGAGGGAGGGGGUCCUGAUCUAAAGAACACGGAAUAUUUUUAAAAAAAUACACUAAGAGAGGUCGCAGUCAUAGAACCUAGUAAGUCAGAACCGGUACAAUCUCUGAUCGCUUUAAAUACUUAAAUCAAAAACCAUUUCAACAAUCUUCCUAAUAUUCUUUCCCGUGUGCAGAUUGAAAGCCUUAGUCUCGUACUUUUUGUAGUGCAAAUUCUGGGUACUAUCAUGGUCUUCUUAAGGAAGACGAAGCCUGGACCAAGCGAAGGGUCAGAAGGACCAUCAAAAAGUUUCUAGAGACCCUCUUCUUCUCCAGGUAGUGUGAAGAAGUAUUACCCUGGAAAUGCAAUUACGCUUUUACAACAGCCCCGCCACCUUAAAUUUUUUUGUCAUUGAUAUCUAUAACAAGAAGCUGUGAUAUCCUUUGAAAAUGGAAGCGUUGAUAGGAUAAGGUCCUUUAACGCCACAACUGAAAAACUGUCGGUGCAAGAAUUUAAAAAAGAGCCCAUCACACUACGAAUUUACAUAACGUUCUAAUAGGCCAUUUUACAGUUGUGUACUUAGUUGCCAAGCCUUUGAUUAGGAGUGAGGCUGAUGGUAACUGUGUUGUGAUAGAGACCUGUAUCUAGUCAGCGUGAUAACAAAGUAAUUUUUAUUUUAAAAGCGGCAAGGUUUGUAUUAUAGUAAGGUCAACCUUGGCCUCACUCUUGUUUAAAGGCCUGGAAACCAAGCACAAAACUGUACAAUGGACUAUUUGCGUUGUGGUACGAACGGUGGAGACAUCGAGACCAAAGCCAAGCCGGGGGCCCUCUCGCACGCUCGCUUCGCUCGUUGGCUCGAAUGUCACGGGCAUCACCGCGGCUCAUCCCGCAACGCAAAAGAGGGCCUGUCAAUAUCAAUAUCCAAUUGAUUAAGCUUCCCAUAAGUAUUGACUUGUAAGAUGGAUAAUCAGACUUCUCUGUUUUCUUAAGAAAAAACUGUCAGUCUAGCUUAAAGAAAAGGCGGUUCCUGUUUUGCCUUGUUCGGGCGAGUGAAGCGAAAACAUCGAUUAACGCGUCCUCCUUUGGAACGUACCUUUUAUGCCAGUCUUGUGUUUUCUCUCUACCCCUGAAAAACGGGAAGAAAACACUCUUAUCAACGAAAGUGAAAUAAGAAAAUGAAUGAUGGUGGAAUGGUAGAAAGGAAACAAAUAAAGACAUAGGAAACUGAUGUCGCAUGGUUGAAAAUAGAAUGAAGAUUAGUCCACUUACAAUUAAGGAUUGAGGCCUACUUCUGUGCUGACCUAACUUACUUUGUCAAUGAGAAGCAGCUGCGUAAAAAAACAACAACAAAAAAAACACGGAAAAAGUUGAAAGGGUCGUAGUUCUCCAUUGGACUCACAGAAAACAAAACAAAUUGUUGCAGCGGAACUGGCGCGGAAAUUUAGCCCUAAAUCUUUUGUUUAUUGCACGUUUUUAAAAUUUCUACUCCAAAUGAUGCAUUUCUAGUGUUCUGAUUGGUUCAUUCAACCCCGGCUAUCAGCUCAUAUUCCGAGUCACCUCAUAUGAAAAUGCAAUGCACCAACUGUUGCAGCAAACCGUGGCAGAGCUGAAAAAUGCUCCAAAUACCCAAAUAUCCAGGAUUUGAUGGAAUUGAGUAAAAUGGUUAUUCCAUUCGCGCUUGCUGGACACAAAAAUAAUUGGUUGAAGCUCACUCGGUGCUAAAGGCCUUAUUGGGCACGCCUUGUAACGGCAGUUGGUAAUUACUCUGAAUAAAUCAUUAUGUUGAGAUGAUAUUUAACACGUUGUAACAUGUGUUUUGCGACGAAAGACGUGAAAGUUUUUAGAGAUACGGCUGACCAGCAUGUAUUGGGUCGUCAGAUCCGUUUGAAAUCAACAAAAUGGCGGGGGUGUCUUCUGAGUUGUCUUCAAACAUACCGUUUGACUUUCAUGACGGAAGACUCGACGGAGAUCUCUCUCAAAAAAUGAGGAUCCCUCAGACAAUCACUGUACAAGGGGGUGAUGAAGAGUACUUACUGAACGAACCGAAAAAGAUUCUCAGCGAUAGAGUGCCCAUGUCGAUCCCUGACAGAAUUGAACUUGGUUCGUACUCGCCCAAAAGUGACAUUCCGAGAGAUUUAAAAGAUGAAAUGGUGGCAGUCAACUCUUUGAGUAGCAUGAUAACUCCUCCACGAACACUGACCGUUGAAGAUACAAAAUCAGCGCAUUAUCCUCAAACUAGAACCGCGCCUGUAAGUGGUUCGCCAACAGCAGCUCGUGGAAACACAAAUCGCAGAACGAAUGCCGCCAGAGACAUUGACGAUGAAAGGUGUGUUUGAAUUAAUUAUAUUAGAUAUUUUGGUUUUCGAUCAAGAUCCGACGUCUUUUUCUGCCCUUUCUCCGCUUAGAGAAUGGUCAUACACGUUGCUUGUUUGAAAAUCUAUCAAAUUAGUUCUUCAUGAUAUUUUGAAAUCGAGAUUCUUAUAUUUAAUCCUUGAUUAAAAGAUGAGUAUUCUCUAGGUUUUACUAGUAAAUAGCACUAGCCAUCGACACAGUCGGUCGAAGAAUUAUGUUUUUUAGCCAUAAUAGUCAUUUUUGUUUUAAAUAUCCAUCACUUUUAAACCUUGUUUGUUGCGGGUGCUUUUAUAGCAUAAUUUCAAUUUUAUCAUUAUUUAAAGUUACAAUUAAGCAGCUGAAAUGUUUGACAAGAGUGCAGCGAAGAUUUUUCGGACAGGGGGAAGGGAGGGAGGCUAUUGGUGUUGUUUAAGUGGUAUUUGUUGGGAUACCAUGCUAUUUUACAAUCACAAAUUAUUGCUUUCUGUCUGCAAAGAGGAGAGGCAUUCAUUUGAUUGCCCCUCUUCUCCUCUUCCCCCCUCCCCCCUUCUAAACCCCAUUUAGCUCUGGAUAGAAAGUAAACCAUAUUGCCCUGCAUGGUUUUUCAUUAUGAACUGAAUUUAUUCUUUCUACAGCAUUGCUGUUGGUCUUGAGGUGAUAGGAGAAGGAACUACUUUAGAAAGUGACAGUGAUAUUGGCCAUUAUUUGGGAGGCAACUCACCUGACUCAAGAAAAUUAAUCCUGCAGAUGCAACUUCUAAAUAGUAGAGUUAAUGAACUGGAGAGAAAUGUUGAACACAACUCAGUUGGAUUUUGGUCAAAAAUGAUUUUCUUUACUUUCACGAUUAUCAAUCCCAUUCUCUUACACUGGCUGUUCUGGAGAAGGAGGUGAAGAAAUAAACCAAAGUACCACUUAGCUUUACUUCCGAGCUUUAGACCAUCAUGUAAAUUUUGUUAUACAUGAUAGUGCCAGUAAAAAGAUAAGGGUAGAGCUGAUUAAUGUAAAUCAUUUUUGAUGACACUCUUUGUAUCAUCAAGCAAAAAUAGUGCUGUGAUUUUCAGAGUAGAAGGGUCAAUCUCGAUAAACUGGUAAAUGCCCACAUCAAUGUUGACAAUUUCACCUGAUAGAGAGGCAGUACUGUUGAAAGGUCAAUGCUUUUUUAAAAAGGAGUAGGAGACUGAAUAUAUAAAUGGUAAUAAUUGCACUUUGUUUUUGUUUAGAAGUUUCCUGACAUAUUACUCAGUAUACUGGUUAUUGAAUUCAUGUAGAGGAAAUUUGGAUUUUUCCAACAAUUAAUUUAUAGGCCUCUUACAUUAAAUCUCUUAAAAUGUUAACUAAGUGCAACUUAGCAACAACUCUUCACACCCUAACAUCAGUAUGCAUAUUCUCCAUACUGUUCUCUAUACAUUUCCUGAGGUGCUGACAAGGAGAAUUUGUUUGACAAAGAAGAGCUUCCAUAAGUGGUGAUCAAUUCCUUUGUUCUCAUGACCUUAAUGUUUGAUUUAGGGGUGAUAUUGUGAGGAGAAAUUAGAUGCUAGUCACUUUUGAUCAAAAGGUUCAACCAAUUUGUUUUAAGUCUUGACUGUAAGUGAAAGUAUUCAUAUAAAGAAACAGAUUAAACAUUUAACCAAUUAUUCUGUG
Pocillopora meandrina is the source of this 10596-nucleotide messenger RNA. The record is from the annotation of a GenBank genome assembly. NCBI's taxonomy places the organism in Eukaryota, Metazoa, Cnidaria, Anthozoa, Scleractinia, Pocilloporidae.